Molecule: messenger RNA, 285 nt
Organism: Phacochoerus africanus (Common warthog)
Lineage: Eukaryota; Metazoa; Chordata; Mammalia; Artiodactyla; Suidae
Product: beta-defensin 29-like
Exons: 2
Coding region: 1-285 (94 amino acids)
Biological process (GO): innate immune response
Cellular component (GO): extracellular region
Source: RefSeq, a predicted model, not a curated record
AUGAAGCCUUAUUUAAUGACCAUUGUCAUUCUUCUGAUCCUGGUUCAUAAGACUUCAGGAAGCAUGAAGAACUUACUUGGGAAACAGAAGACAGAUUUUGGAAAUAUAUGUGAGAAAGACCAAGGAUCAUGCAGAAAGAAAUGCAGAACAGAGGAAGUUGAAUUACACUACUGUGUAAAUGGCAAAAAGUGCUGCAUGAAAUCGUAUUCCACCAUUAUUCCUAAUGUAGUAGAAGAAAAGAUUAACUGGCCAUUUUCGGGCACCACAAGUCAACCUAGUUACUGA